CUUCCUAUCAGCUGUCAAAACGUAUGCAACAACAACAAAACAUAAACAUCGAUAAAUCGUGAAAAUUUCAUUCGCAUAAUCAACACCAAUUGCUGCAAUCUGUCCGUGGUGCUUUGCUGCAUCGAAUUGCAGUACACGUUGCGGGUUUUUUUUCUUGGUAAGGCUGGUUGCACAAUGAGAAAGUUGGUGGUGAUACUAAAAUCCGAAAGCGAUAACGCGGACAACUAUGGCACACUGCUGGAGAAGCACGGUUUCGUACCCGUGUUCAUACCGACGCUAGAUUUUUGCUUCAAAAAUUUGGAAGUGUUGCGGGAUCACUUACUGUCGCCUUACAAGUACUCAGGCCUUAUCUUUACCAGUCCCCGAAGUAUAACGGCCGUCCGCGAUGCGGUGCAGGGCCAGAAGCUGAAGGACGACUGGAAAACGCUGGAAAACUACAGCGUCGGUGAGACGUCACGGGAGCUAAUCCAGCGAACGCUUGACCUCGACACAAAGGGCCACCAUUCGGGGAAUGCCAGCAAUUUGGCCGACUUUAUAAAAACCGAUCUGUACAACAAAACCGUCACGAUGCCCUUCCUCUUUCCGUGUGGCAAUCUCAAGCAGGAUGUGCUGCAGAACAAGCUGUCCGAGUACGGUUACUCGCUCGAUUCGGUGGAAGUGUACGAAACGGUACCACAUCGCGACCUAGAGCGAAAUCUAGUCGCUCUGUUUCGCGGUGAGCGGGAGGAGAAAAGUGAUCGGACGAUCGACAGUUUACUCUUUUUUAGCCCAUCCGGUAUAAACUACUGUGCGCACGUGUUUGAAAAGCAUCGGAUCGACCUGACCGGCAAACGGAUCAUUGCGAUCGGGCCAAGCACGAAAAAGGCGAUCGAGAACAAAGGCAUUACGGUGCAUCGGACUGCAGAGAAACCGUCACCUGAUUACGUCGUUGGAGCAUUGCUUCAGGACACUUAAGAUGCACUGGCGGAUGAAAGAGGAGAAACCAGCGAAAGGGGUCCUAGAAACAGAUUACCAGAGUGCAAUAAUCCGUCUUCGGUGUAUAUUUUUUUCCUAAAUGUUGAUGCGACAGAAGACAAAGUGUUUGGGUACUUUUAUCUAGUAAUUCAGUAGCCAAGAAGUGCUGGAAACUUGUAGGGUUAAGCGAUACCAGAAGAAACCUAACUAAAUGAUCGUGAAUGUUAUUGAUAUCUUGUUGUUAUAAAAUGUAUACUAGCCAGUUGGAAUAAUGGAUGAAGUUUUAAUUAGAAAGUCUAUCCCAAUUUGGAUGAUUUCAUUUAUAGUGUUUUUUAAAAUCUGUUAGCUUUUUAUUACUAAAUACAUCACCCAAUAGGAGCUGGAAGGAACAGGGAAAGGAUGAAAAACAUUUGUAUCUGAACGAGAGAAGCAGUGGAAACACCAUUAACUUCCAUCGCUCAUAUAUCUGGUGCCAUCUAGUUCCCAUCCCUGAUCCUUUUUCUAUUUUCUUAAGAAUCUUUUAGUUGACGUAACUUCCUCUCUUGAUAUAUAGCCUACUGGCGGACGUUCAAUUGUGUCCAAUAGCAAUAGACAAAACAAAGGACCGUGAAGUCAAUUUCUAGCGCUGUUUUAGUGAUAAUCGUGUACGCUCCCGGGUAGAGAACCGAGCACUAGUUGUUGCGGAAAUGUGGAAAAUGUAUGCCAAUAAGCCAAAUGAAGAUACAAUAAUGAACAUUAAGUUCCUCGGCUCACAGCACCGUGUGAGAACUAAGGCCUAGCCGAAACGGGACACUAGCUACAUUUAGAAGGCUUUUUUUAGCAAUAUUUUAAAGAAAAAUAUCCCUACAUUAUUGUCGAUUUUGUUUUUGCGAUUUCUUUCAUUUUUAUGUAGUCGAUACUUUAUUAGAUGUUUUGUUGAAAAUAGAUUUUUAUUUUCUUAAAGAAACAGUAAAAUAAUAGUUUUAGCUUAGCAGAACGUCAAACCGUUCAAGGAUUAGCGUACGACAUCAAAAAUAUUGAUAUAAAAUAAUGGUUACACAUUUUGAUCUAGUUUCUUGUUUAAAUUACGUUUUUGAGCGCGUUUACAAUAAAACACUAGAAGGUGUCAGCAAUGGCAAAA
Anopheles funestus (African malaria mosquito) is the source of this 2074-nucleotide messenger RNA. RefSeq names its product uroporphyrinogen-III synthase (gene Uros1). The record is from RefSeq and is a predicted model, not a curated record. NCBI's taxonomy places the organism in Eukaryota, Metazoa, Arthropoda, Insecta, Diptera, Culicidae. The coding region runs from base 175 to 954 and encodes 259 amino acids. Gene Ontology annotation, biological process: uroporphyrinogen III biosynthetic process. Gene Ontology annotation, molecular function: uroporphyrinogen-III synthase activity. The transcript has a single exon.